Messenger RNA from Rotaria sp. Silwood1, 1308 nucleotides. NCBI's taxonomy places the organism in Eukaryota, Metazoa, Rotifera, Eurotatoria, Philodinida, Philodinidae. The record is from the annotation of a GenBank genome assembly.
AUGAGUCUGGAUUCGCUUCGAAAUUACUAUGGUGUUCUAAUUGUUUUGAUAACACUUAUAAGUCGAAUUAUAUUCAUUGGAUUUUCUUGGAGUUAUGGAACAGUUAUUGUUGAAUUUAAAAAACACAAUUCAACAUUAUCCGAUGCAGAAAUGAGUUGGAUUGGUAGUAUUGGUCAAAGUUUUGGUGGUAUUCUUGCACCAUUAAUACUUCUUUUUUCUCGUCGAUGUGGAUUUCAAAUAACAUUUGGUGUAUCACUUUUUGUUUGUGUUAUUUCUUUAUUUAUUUCAUCAAUUGUUCGAAAUCUUCAUUGGCUUUUAUUAACCUAUUCACUUCCAUAUGGUUUUGGUAAUGCAGCUAUUUUUAUUCUUGGUACAUUACUUUGUGGUCUUUAUUAUCCAGCUGGACAACAUCCAAAACAUGUACUUGUUAUGUGUAUUAUUUCAACUGGAUUUCCAAUAGGUUAUCAUAUAAUGGAUGCAUUAAUAUUUUCUUCAAUUAGAGAAAAUGGUUGGCAAGUAAUGAAAAGAAAUAUUGCAAUAAUUGAAUUAGUAGCAACUUGUUUACUUACUCCAUUUUUUACUACAAAAUUUUUACCAAGUACAUCACAACCAUAUCCAUAUCCAUCAACAGCGUUCAUUACAGAUACUAAACGAAAAAUUUAUUAUUCAAAACCGGUUAUUUAUUGGAUGUUAGGCAUAUUUUCAGCUAUGUGUGCUGUGAAUAAUUUUAUUCUUCACUUCCAUAGUUAUUUGGAACAUCUACUUAUGCCACCAGCACGUGUUGAUCUUUGGUUUCGUUUACUUGGAUUAUUUGAUGCAUUAUUUCGUCUUAUAAUACCAUUUAUUGUUCGUUGUUAUCCUAUUGAUAUUAUUUAUUUAUUUCCAACAAGUGCUUUUACUGGUAUUAUUGUUUUAAUAUUAACAUUUGGUUUACUCUAUACUAGCUUUAGUGUCAUAGCAAUUUUACCAAUUAUAUUAUUUGGUUUUACACCCGCUGUUGUUACAGCACUUCAAUAUACAGUUUCAAAUCGAAUCUUUGAGGAAGAUAGAACAGAACAAGGUUAUGUAUAUCAUGUUAUUGUUACGAGUCUUGGAACAAUGGUAGGUCCUGUUGUUGGAGGUUUAUUUCUUGACAUGACAAGUUAUAAAUCAAUCAUUCCAAUAUCAAUUUUUUUUCUUUUCAUUAGUUGUAUAUCAUUUACUGCAACAAUUUUAUUAUUGAAUAAGAAAAAAGCUGAUGAACUUGAAGAAAGUCAAACAGCUUCGCUUCAUCAACAUGAUAAUAUUGCUUAUGGUUCAUCGAAUUAA